AUGGAAGUUAUAGAAGAAACACCUGAAUUAAACUCAUCUAUUGAUCAAAAGUUUCUAAUACACAAUCAUCAUCAGUUGAAGUUAAUAAAAAAAACAUCGGCAUUACAAUUAAGUAACAAAAUAGCAGUUCAGGUAAAACAUACAGAUUUAUCCUAUAAAGAUAAAAGCAGGUUUAAGACCGAAAUACUAGUUGAAAAAAAUGAUCAUGAUAUUAAUGAAAAUGACUUAAAUGAGACAAAUUCUUAUGAACAUGCUACUUUUAAUAUUUUGAGUUCAUUGGGGCAAAGUAUAGAACUAAAUGAAGCCUUAAGAUCAUCCGAUGUCAACGAUCAUGUGCAUGGUAACAAUUAUACUGGGCGGCAAGAAGUCUUUAAAAAGGAGGAUCUGCUAGAUAUUUUGCAAGGAAAGAAUGUAGAAUCUUCUGACAAAGAAGUAGUUGAAUAA
Messenger RNA from Parnassius apollo (apollo), 444 nucleotides. NCBI's taxonomy places the organism in Eukaryota, Metazoa, Arthropoda, Insecta, Lepidoptera, Papilionidae. The record is from the annotation of a GenBank genome assembly.